CGUAUUGAGCUAAAUUUACGUAGUGCCAUUUGUAAACGUAAUAAUUUGAAUCAAAGAUUCCAUAAAUUUGAUCCUUGCCGUGGGGUGUACCUAUUGUGACACGCAUUCGUGAGCAUACUUUCCUUCGCGAUCUACGGGCGAUCUGUGUGCGUUACACGGUUAACAGUUACUCCGCGUUAGCCUCUCGAUUGAUUUUAAAUUCGACGAUGGACGAAGUGGAACUAUUGCGGAAAAGAGUAAGGGAACUCGAAAACAAAUUGCUAGAACAACAAUGUAAAAACACGUCGAUCGCCAGAGAAAAGAUAGAACAUAUGUCAAGCGAAGUGGUUGAUUCAAAUCCCUACAGCCGAUUAAUGGCUUUAAAACGCAUGGGCAUAGUGGAUAAUUAUGAAAGGAUAAGAGAAUUGACAAUUGCUAUAGUUGGAGUAGGUGGAGUUGGUAGUGUAACUGCAGAAAUGCUCACAAGAUGUGGAAUUGGAAAGUUGAUACUUUUCGAUUACGAUAAAGUGGAAAUGGCGAAUAUGAACAGACUUUUCUUUCAACCGUAUCAAGCCGGUCAAAGUAAAGUAGAAGCAGCUGCAGCGACGCUGCAAAAUAUUAACCCUGAUGUAGACAUCGAGACGCACAAUUACAAUAUCACUACAAUGGAUCAUUUUGAUAAUUUCAUGAACACCAUAAGUACGUCAAGUUUAAGCAAAGGUCCAGCAGACUUAGUAUUAAGUUGCGUAGAUAAUUUUGAAGCACGAAUGGCAAUUAAUACAGCUUGCAACGAGUUAAAUCAAAAGUGGUUCGAAAGUGGAGUCUCAGAAAAUGCCGUUUCUGGUCAUAUUCAAUUUAUUAUUCCAGGAGAGACAGCCUGUUUCGCGUGUGCCCCUCCGUUAGUAGUGGCAGAAAAUAUAGACGAAAAGACUUUAAAACGAGACGGUGUAUGCGCAGCAUCUUUGCCAACAACUAUGGGAAUUGUUGCUGGUUUUUUAGUUCAAAAUGCAUUGAAGUAUCUUUUGAAUUUUGGCGACGUGUCUUAUUAUUUGGGCUACAAUGCUAUGCAAGAUUUCUUUCCUAAAAUGAUGUUAAGACCAAAUGAAAACUGUGAUGAUAGAUAUUGUAGGGAACGCCAACAAGAAUACGCGGCAAAGCCGAAACCUCAGAAAAAGGUCGAAGAAAUCGUCGAAGAAAAACCUUUACACGAGGAUAAUGAAUGGGGAAUUUCACUCGUCGACGAGCAAGAACAACAGAUGACUGAAAACGAGCAUCCAUCGUUAGUGGAUGUGAAAAAAUGCUCUAAUACACCAUCUCAUUUGCAAACAAAUCAAAUUUCAUCGGAAUCUGGUCCGAGCUUAGAAGAACUUAUGGCACUAAUGAAAUCUAUUUGAUUUUUACCCAUCCGUGAUAAAUAAUUGUAUUAAUAUUAUAUGCAUUCCAUUUACACUUUGCAUACUGUUGUCAGUUAUAAUUUAAUUUGUACAAUUUGAAAAUAA
Messenger RNA from Colletes gigas, 1478 nucleotides. It is a transcript of the gene Uba5, whose product is annotated as ubiquitin-like modifier-activating enzyme 5. Gene Ontology annotation, biological process: protein ufmylation. Gene Ontology annotation, molecular function: UFM1 activating enzyme activity. The transcript is spliced from 6 exons. Lineage: Eukaryota; Metazoa; Arthropoda; Insecta; Hymenoptera; Colletidae. The record is from RefSeq and is a predicted model, not a curated record. Gene Ontology annotation, cellular component: cytosol; cytoplasm. Bases 207 to 1373 code for a protein of 388 amino acids.